Messenger RNA from Lindgomyces ingoldianus, 684 nucleotides. RefSeq lists its product as uncharacterized. The transcript has 7 exons. The record is from RefSeq and is a predicted model, not a curated record. Lineage: Eukaryota; Fungi; Ascomycota; Dothideomycetes; Pleosporales; Lindgomycetaceae. The coding region runs from base 1 to 684 and encodes 227 amino acids.
AUGCCUCAUGUUACUGUCACGCAAGAACCUAAUGGCACAGAGACCACAGGAUCCUUCCCAUGCCUCCAGCUCCAGGACUAUCACCGCCAAACCCCUCCCGAGCCACGUAUAAUACUCCCGAACGCCUGCACACGAUCCUGCCACAAACGAAUCUAUAUCGUCUCCGAAACGCGCGCAAAACAUGACACAAAACAAUACGGGCUAUCAACCUCGCCCCGCGCUCUUCCUGCACUUCGAGGCUCCCUAAUUAGCAUGGGCACAGAUGCCAAAGGUCAAUCUCCUCCCAGGCUCUCAAGCACAGUAGAAGAAUAUAUAUACGAAAAUAAAUCCACGCGCAUUACUUUGUGGAAUGGCGUCUAUGCCUUGAAACAGUCUUCCUCGGCAAUUCCUGGUGGCGGCCGAGGUGCUGGAUAUUUUGACAGAAACACCAGGGGCUAUGGACCGUUCAGUAAUGAUAUGGCCAGUAUGCCAAAAGUCAAAUUAGGUCUGCUCCUUGACGACGGUAUUGUUCAUUCGUCUCUGCCCGUUCAGGCUAUCGAUGUGGUGGAAAUCACCUUCCAAAUCUAUACUCGAGAAGUCUGGAGAACCUCUUGCGCCUUGAGUUUUCGCGGGCUAGUCCAAAAUGCCUUUGACACCGAAAAAUAUCUGACUAAAAUCACCGCGCACAAAAAGCAAUUCGAAUAG